AAAAAUUUCUCCCAACAAUUAACAUCUGGGAAGAAAUGGAACUUCCUUCUUCCUUCUUCACACUUUCCCCAUCCUCAUCGCAUAACUACUCUUUCUCAUCCUCCUUCUCUCCCAACCCAAUUCAAGUCUUCACCAAAACCCCAAACCCCACUUCCCAAACUCUCCGCAUUUUCGCCGUAGCCAUUGACCCGCCGCCUCCGCAAGAACUUCCGAGGAGCACUCCACAGCGACUUCUCAAGGAGCUCACUGAAACCAAGAGACCCACUUCUUCAAAGAAAAGAUCACCACCUAGAAGGUUCAUUCUCACCCCUCCACUAGACGACAAAAGAGUAGCAAAAAGGUUCCUCAACAGCCCCCAACUUUCCCUCAACUCGUUCCCCUUGUUGAGUUCAUGCCUACCAACCUCGCCGCUCAACAAUGCCGAUAAGACAUGGAUGGAAGAGCACCUUCUCGAAGCGAAACAAGCUCUGGGGUACCCACUUGAACCCUCGGAGACGCUCGGUGACGAUAACCCCGCGAAACAGCUCGAUACUUUGUUGUACUUGGCGUUUCAGCACCCUUCCAGUGAGAGGAUGAUUGCGCGGCACGUGAAGUGGGGGCAUUCGAGGUUGUUCUUUCUGGGGCAGUACGUGCUUGAAUUGGCUUUCUCGGAGUUUUUCUUGCAGAGGUAUCCGAGGGAGUCGCCGGGUCCAAUGAGAGAGAGGGUGUUCGGUUUGAUUGGGAAGAGGUACUUGCCCACGUGGAUUAAAGCCGCUAGCUUGCAGAAUUUGAUAUUCCCUUACGAUGAUAUGGAUAAGUUGGUGAGGAAGGAAAGGGAACCCCCGGUAAAGUCUGUAUUUUGGGCUUUGUUUGGGGCAAUCUAUCUGUGUUUUGGGAUGCCAGAAGUGUAUCGUCUUCUUUUUGAAGUCUUUGGAAUGGAUCCGGAAGCAGAGGAUUGUCAACCCGAAUUGCGUAGGCAACACGAAGAUAUAGAUGUGAUAUCUGCUGAAUUUGAAGGCAAGCUAAGCUGGCAAGAUAUGAUUGCGUAUAAGCCUCCUGCAGAUGCCCUGUUUGCUCAACCACGGCUGUUCAGAGCUUGUGUUCCCCCAGGCAUGCAUCAGUUUAGAGGAAAUAUAUGGGAUUAUGAUAGCAAAUCCCAGGUUAUGCAAACCCUUGGAUAUCCGUUAGAAAUGACAGAUAGAAUUCCAGAAAUUACUGAAGGCAGGAACCUAGAGCUUGGACUUGGGUUACAGCUUGAAGGUUUCUUAGCUUCUGUUCUGAUCUUUCAUGUUAUUGAUUUUCUUGUUGAACUUCAGCUAUGUUUCUUGCAUCCAUCAAAGUACAAAUUUGAUCAUCCUCGUUUUUGCUAUGAGAGAUUAGAAUACCUUGGUCAAAAGAUACAGGAUUUGGUGAUGGCUGAAAGAUUGUUGAUAAAGCAUUUAGAUGCUCCGGGGUUUUGGUUACAAGAUAAGCACCGCCGGUUUCUUAUGAACAAGUUUUGUGGAAGGUAUUUGAGGGACAAAAAUCUCCACCAUGUUAUUGUAUAUUCCGAAGAGGUUCAAGACUUCUAUGAGCGGAACUAUAGACUGAGAAACCCGGCCACAACAUCUGUUCAACAAGCUCUUCACGGGCUUUCAUAUGCUGUUUAUGGGAAACGUGAUGUGAGACGUUUGAUGUUUGAGGUUUUUGACUUUGAGCAAACAAAGGAAACUUAAAUAUGAAGAGACAGUAGUGAGAACUCUACUUUUCCUCAUAUCCUUUGACCCACUUUUCCUUCUUUACAUCUUUCUUUCUUACUUUUUAUUUUUACCAUCUUGAUAUAGGUUUUUCCAUAUUAUGAUUUGACCCACCUAGUUUUAGUUGAUUCUUUUGUUUGAAGUUGCUCUUGUAUAUAUAUUUUAGUAUUUUAUUAAUUUUGAGACUCUGCGCCCUAGACUCCUGAAAGUGAUAUGGAGAUGAGGAUGCAUAUGUGAUACUUGUUCUUCUACAAUAUACA
Gastrolobium bilobum is the source of this 1975-nucleotide messenger RNA. RefSeq names its product ribonuclease III domain-containing protein RNC1, chloroplastic-like. NCBI's taxonomy places the organism in Eukaryota, Viridiplantae, Streptophyta, Magnoliopsida, Fabales, Fabaceae. Bases 36 to 1694 code for a protein of 552 amino acids. The transcript is spliced from 5 exons. Gene Ontology annotation, biological process: regulation of gene expression; rRNA processing. Gene Ontology annotation, molecular function: double-stranded RNA binding; ribonuclease III activity. Gene Ontology annotation, cellular component: nucleus. The record is from RefSeq and is a predicted model, not a curated record.